Messenger RNA from Desarmillaria tabescens, 492 nucleotides. Its product is annotated as hypoxia induced protein conserved region-domain-containing protein. Bases 1 to 492 code for a protein of 163 amino acids. The transcript is spliced from 2 exons. Lineage: Eukaryota; Fungi; Basidiomycota; Agaricomycetes; Agaricales; Physalacriaceae. The record is from RefSeq and is a predicted model, not a curated record.
AUGGCCACGUUGAGUACCGGAGAGACCUAUGCAGAGCGAUUCUGGGGACGAAUGAAAAGGGAACCACUCAUCCCGGCCGGACUGCUUCUUACAACAGGCGUAUUCGGUGGCGUUGUAUACCAUGCUCGAAAAGGCAAUCAAAGACAGCUGCAGCUCUGGAUGCGAGCACGAGUAAUCGCACAGGGUCUCACGGUCGUUGCCAUCGUCUGGGGGUUCUAUCGACUUCAGCAAGAUUCAGUCAAGUACAACGAGAAGCUUGCGCUGGAAGUGGCCAGGGUGGAUGAAGAAAAGGCUAGGGAACGAGCAGCGUUCGAGGAGAGACUGCGAGAGGCGGAGGUAACGUACGAGGCUGAAGCUCGUGCUGCAAAAAGCUGGUUCGGUAGCAAGGGUGGUGACGCAGCGACACCGACUGAAGGCUCUGGCAAACGGUGGUACCAGUAUUUGGGCUGGUCGCGGUCGACGCCCAAGUCGGAUUCUGAUGAAAAAGCCUAG